Oryza sativa Japonica Group (Japanese rice) is the source of this 1194-nucleotide messenger RNA. Its product is annotated as MADS-box transcription factor 32-like. NCBI's taxonomy places the organism in Eukaryota, Viridiplantae, Streptophyta, Magnoliopsida, Poales, Poaceae. Gene Ontology annotation, cellular component: nucleus. Gene Ontology annotation, molecular function: protein dimerization activity; DNA-binding transcription factor activity, RNA polymerase II-specific; RNA polymerase II cis-regulatory region sequence-specific DNA binding. The record is from RefSeq and is a predicted model, not a curated record. Gene Ontology annotation, biological process: regulation of transcription by RNA polymerase II.
GCAGCGAAGCAAAAGCCACGCACGCGGCGCCUGACAUGUAACAGGACUAGACCAUCUUGUUCAUUUCCCGCACCCCCUCCUCUCCUCUUCCUCCAUCUGCCUCUUUAAAACAGUAAAAAUAACCGUGCAUCCCCUGGGCAAAAUCUCUCCCAUACAUACACUACAGCGGCGAACCUUUCCUUAUUCUCGCAACGCCUCGGUAACGGGCAGCGCCUGCUCCGCGCCGCGGUUGCGAGUUCGGGAAGGCGGCCGGAGUCGCGGGGAGGAGAGGGAGGAUUCGAUCGGCCAGAAUGGGGAGGGGGCGCAGCGAGAUAAAGAGGAUAGAGAACCCCACGCAGCGGCAGUCCACCUUCUACAAGCGCAGGGACGGCCUGUUCAAGAAGGCCAGGGAGCUCGCCGUCCUCUGCGACGCCGACCUCCUCCUCCUCCUCUUCUCCGCCUCCGGCAAGCUCUACCACUUCCUCUCCCCCACCGUCCCCUCCGUGAGGGAGUUUGUCGAGAGGUACGAGGCCACCACGCACACCAAGGUUUGGGCAGAUAUCAGGCAGGAGAGGCGCGCCGAGCUGGAGAAGGUGGGCAGCAUGUGCGACCUCCUGGAGAAACAGCUGAGGUUCAUGACGGUGGACGACGGCGAGGAGUACACGGUGCCGUCGCUGGAGGCGCUGGAGCACAAUCUGGAGGCCGCCAUGCGCAAGGUGCGCUCCGAGAAGGACCGCAAGAUCGGAGGCGAGAUCUGCUACCUCCAGAACAUUAUUAGGGGGCGACAAGAGGAGCGGUACGGGCUGUGCGACAAGAUUGCUCAUGCACAGACUCUGAAGGAUGUGGAAUGUGGAUCCACCUCACUAAGCAAUGGCUUGGACCUUAAACUGGGUUAGUCAUACGACUGAAUCAUGUACCUUAUGUAUGAAUUGGGUGAUCCGAUUGUAUUUGUACCUUACAAACCUCGGUAUUAUGCAGGGUUCAACUAGAAACAGAUGGACGCUUGACGUUCAGAUUUCCUUUAUUGCUGCUUAGAGCCAGUGUUCUAUUAUGAAAGAUUAUGCUGAACUUUUCCGGGGUUAAGCAAUAUCUAGAAGUGUUUGCGGCAAGAGCUCAUCUUUUGUUUCCUGAUCUCAUGGGAACUCUCUGCACGGCGUCAUGUAUUAGGCGAAUAUUAGCAUCACAUCGGAAACUACUGAAUAUUACCUUCGUCAA